Molecule: messenger RNA, 1425 nt
Organism: Drosophila sechellia
Lineage: Eukaryota; Metazoa; Arthropoda; Insecta; Diptera; Drosophilidae
Gene: Ugt304A1
Product: UDP-glycosyltransferase family 304 member A1
Exons: 2
Coding region: 5-1354 (449 amino acids)
Molecular function (GO): UDP-glycosyltransferase activity
Source: RefSeq, a predicted model, not a curated record
CGAUAUGUUUCCUCCGGGGCGAUGGCUUCUCCCGAUGUUCUGGAUGAUUUCGAACUCGAUCUGUGGGAUACGUAGUUACCGCAUCCUCGUCAUCGCCCCCUUUGAAUCCCACUCGCAAUGCAUGCUGGUGACACCCUAUAUAAAGGCUCUGAAAGAUCGGGGUAACCAGCUGACGGUGAUACAUGCAUACAAGCACUGCAUGCACAAAAUUGAAGAUGUCACCUUCAUACGAAUAUGGUAUAAUAAUAAUGUUUUUGCAGGCGCCACUUUGACAGAGCCCAUAAUGCCAUUCGGUGAAAAGUCUGUGAAAAACGUUUGGGAUCGCAUUUACAAUUGGUUCUACACAACCGAAGAGUGGCUGCUGAUGAACUUAGUAUUUUUACCAAAACAGCCCCUUAUCCACGAUCACUUCUUUGGUCAUCUGGAGAAGAGCUUCCAGGAGAUCCGGCAAGACUUCGCAUUGAUGCUGCUUAAUCAACACUUUAGCCUGUUUCGGGCCAGGCCCAAUGUGCCGGGAAUGGUUGAAGUGGCUGGUCUACACAUUCCCAAAGAGGAUCCACAGCUGCCGAGCGAUCUGAAAGUGUUCAUUGAUGAGGCAGAACAUGGAGUGAUCUUGUUUUCUCUAGGUCUGGAACAGGACAGUAAAGAUUUGCCAAGGAAAACGCAGGAAAUUCUGAUGGAGACUUUCAAAUCGGUUCCACAGCGUGUGAUUUGGAAGUUCGAUGGUGAACCUACGAUGAGUCUGGGCAGUGACAUCUACCACUCCAAACUUUUGCCACAGCAAGCAAUUUUGGCUCAUCCAAACGUAAAGCUCUUUAUAAGCCAUUGCGGAAUGAUAAGCCUUAUAGAAGCUGCCUACUACGCGAAGCCAGUAUUGGGCCUUCCAUCGUUCUUCGAUCAAUUCAGGAAUUUGGAAAUCAUGAAGGAGGAGGGAGCAGCUUUGCAGUUAAACAUCAAUAGCUUGACAGUAAGGGAGUUGAAGGAUGCUGUGCACAGCAUGAUAAAUGAGCCGGAAUAUCGAGAGAGUGCCUUGGCUAUUUCCCAAAGAUUUAGGGAUCAGCCCAUGCAUCCCUUGGAUACGGACAUUUAUUGGACGGAGUACAUAAUACGCUACAAGGGUGCAAAUCACAUGAAAGGAUCUCAGUCGCAGUUGAAUUUGUUCGAAUACUAUUCCCUGGACAAUUUCAUAAUGGUCGUAUCGCGGCUAUCCUUGGUGGUGGCUUUAGUUUUUCUGGCCCUCUCAAAAAGCAGAAGAUGGCUAAAUCAUUUGUCGACAUCUGCAAAGCCAUUUCUACCUGAUGACAUUCAACAUAAUAGGAAGGAAUAUCUUAGCAAUUUCUCUGCGAACAUUUAAUUGGAAGUUAAUUUUAGAUAUAUUCGAUUUAUUAAUACAAACUUAGUUGUAAAAAUAACAAAUUAUAAAUG